This is a messenger RNA of Ilex paraguariensis (yerba mate), 939 nucleotides long. The record is from the annotation of a GenBank genome assembly. Lineage: Eukaryota; Viridiplantae; Streptophyta; Magnoliopsida; Aquifoliales; Aquifoliaceae.
AUGGAGAACUAUUAUGGUUUAAUAGCUGGGAGUGCUGCAGCAGCCCUUGGAAUUCCCCCCACAAAUGCAAGGGAUCCUGUGGCUAAGAUCUUCCCAACACAGACAGUUCUAUUUACCAAACCCACACCAAGAAUGGCUGGUUUCUCUUCAAUGGGUCCAAAUAUUAUAACACCAGACAUCAUCAAACCUGAUAUUACAGCACCUGGGGUGAAUAUUUUAGCAGCAUGGUCUCCAGUAGCAAUUGGAGCCACAGCUAGACGCACACUUGACUAUAACAUAAUUUUUGGUACUUCUAUGUCUUGUCCACAUGUUUCUGCAGUGGCUGCUAUUAUAAAGUCAUGGCAUCCUUCUUGGAGCCCAACAACAAUAAAAUCUGCAAUAAUGACAACAGUUGUUUCUAAGUUUCACAUCUUAUUCCUGCCAACGACAGUCCUAGAUAACACUGGAAACUUCAUUAAAAGCAAUCCCCGUGGCGCCUCGACCACGCCUUUUGACUAUGGAUCCGGGCACAUAAAUCCAGUUGCAACCAUGGAUCCAAGACUAGUAUAUGAUUUUGAUUUGAGUGACAUUGUGGAUUUCCUCUACAGCAUUGGUGCAAGCUUUACACAACUAAAAAACCUCACUGGCAAGCUAACUUAUUGCAAGAAUCCUCCUAAACUGUCAAAUGAUUUGAACUAUACAUCAAUUGGGGUGUUCAACAUGAAUGGAAGUUUAUCGGUGCAUCGAACUGUCACCUAUUAUGGUGAAGGUCCGACAAUUUAUCGUGCACAACUAGAAUAUCCAAGCAAUAUAAAUGUUACAGUUAUACCAAAUGAGCUCAAGUUUGCAAAGUUUGGGGAGAAGAUGUAUUUCAGGAUAGAUUUCACUCCUUACAAGAGCAGUAAUGGAAGCUUUGUGUUUGGAGCUUUAACAUGGAUUAAUGGCAUCCACAGGGUUUGA